UCGUGACAGUUUUUUGACUAAUAAACAAAUUUUGAGGUUAUUCACUGUAGUGAGCAAUAUUAAUCCAAUGCAAUAGCACUGUUUAUAUUCUACAGAUAAAUGAGAUUUCACAAUAUCAUUUGCGAAUGUUAUAAUCACAAUAAUUUGCGCACUUUUUCGUACAUGUUAUAAGUUGUGAAAUGGAUCGAGGAAAGUUCUCAUUAUUACUUCUGGAUCCUGGUGAAAUAUAUUUUGAAGACUUUAGUGCCGUAUUGAUACCACCUGAUGUCACUCCGAAAACCUUCGAUAGCAAAAAACAAGAUGGGCGACUGAAAAUGUGUUCUAAGUCAUUAGUUUUUGACCCUAAAGACAUCAACAAACCUAUACUUAAAAUUCCAUUAAAAGAUUGUGUUGUAAUAGAGCAAUGGAAGGGCAGCGCAAAGUAUUUAGCCAAUAGUAGUAAUGUGCUGGCUGUCAAUUGUCGAGAAUACAUUGAAAUGCUAGAAGGGAAUAUUGUUGCUCCUUAUAAAUUUAAAGAAUCCACAAACUUUUUAUUCCAACUAAAUUAUGCUAAUAUUAUGAAUUGUUUACCACAAAUUUGUCAAUUACAUCGCGCAAGUACUUUGCCUGCAGCAGAACAAGCUGAUAUGAUUGCAACAAUUGUCCAUUCUCGACAAGCGCGAGUUAGUUUUGACCCACUGUGGCUAGACUUGUAUGAAAAGGUUGUGAUGGAAACUGAGGCUGAUAAAGUUACACCAUUAGUCAUUAACCCGGGACGUCUUGUGUUAACAACAGCAAGGUUAUUUUUUCAGCCUUAUAAUAAUGUAGAAACUGUUCCAGUAAUUAAAAUUGAACUUAAUAGUAUCAAAAGAAUGGUUAAGAGGAGAUUCUUGUUACGACAUAUUGGCCUAGAAAUUUACUCUGGUGAAAACUGUAAUAAUCCACAUAUUUAUUUAUCGUUUAGAAAUCAAGCUAAAAGAGAUAAUUUAUAUGAUAAACUUUUACAAGAACCCGCAUUAAAACUUGAAGAAUUAGAUCAGGAUGUAAUGACACUGCAGUGGCAAAAUGGUAUUAUAUCGAAUUAUGACUAUCUUUUAUACGUUAAUAGCUUAGGUGAUCGCACAAUAAAUGAUCUAACUCAGUAUCCAGUAUUUCCAUGGAUUGUAUCGAAUUAUUCAAAUAACGAAUUGGAUUUAAAGGAUCCAGUAAAUUUUAGAGAUUUGAGUAAACCGGUCGGGGCAUUAGAUAAAGUUCGAUUACGACGACUUCUUGAACGUUACGAAGAAAUGUCUCAUCCUAAGUUUAUGUAUGGCUCGCAUUAUUCGACUCCAGGUUUUGUACUGUUUUACUUGGCGAGACUAUACCCCCAUUAUGUUUUGUGUUUGCAAAGUGGACGAUUUGAUCAUCCUGACAGAAUGUUUAAUUCUGUGGGAGAUGUCUUUAAAAACUGCCAAACAAAUAUGUCCGAUUUUAAAGAAUUAAUUCCUGAAUUUUAUGAUGUGGAAGAAGAAGGGAAAUUUCUGGUUAACAACUUGGGAAUAAAUUUUGGCUAUAGACAUAACGGACUUAAAGUUGGUGAUGUGGAAUUGCCACCAUGGGCAGAGAGUCCUAAAAAUUUUGUUGAUAAACUUCGUGGUGCAUUAGAAAGUGAUAUUGUAUCCCAGAGUCUGCACCAGUGGAUCGAUUUAAUUUUUGGUUAUAAACAACAAGGGGAAGAAGCUAUAAAAGCUAAUAACCUAUUUUAUCAUUUGUGUUACGAAGGAAACGUAGAUUUAGAUUCUAUUCAAGAUUUAAAUCAACGGCAUGCAUUAGAGGUUCAAAUAAUGGAGUUUGGACAAAUUCCUAAACAAGUUUUCAAAGUACCUCACCCUUCCAGAAAAGUUGGUCUUCCAUUAUUGACUGAACCAUAUCAAGUUAAAUCAACAGAAACUGAGGAUCUUUGGAGGAAUAUGAAUCUAUUAGAAUCAAUCAGUACGUUUAACACCCAUAAAAAUACCGUCAGUCGUCUUUUUAUUAGCGAUGAUUGCACACGAGUUACUUCAGUGGGUCAUGAUUCAAAAUUAAAAGUAUUUUCGCUACAACAAAACCGUCAAAUAAGAAGUGCUAACAUUGGAUAUAUGCCUUUAAGUAGUUGCGUCCAGAUGCCAAAUGUUAAUAUUUUGGUUAUAGGAAGUUGGGAUAAUCAGAUAAUAUUGUACGACUUAGACUAUGGAAAAGUUACCGAAAGUGUAUUAGCCCAUGAAGACGCAAUUACAUGUAUUAGUUGGGGUACAAAAUCGAAUAUCUUGGUGUCCGGCAGCGGCGAUUGCACUGUUAAAAUUUGGAAGGGUUUAAAUACCAAUGGUGUAAUCAAACCAAUACAGUGUUUACAAAAACAAAUUGAUCACAACUCUCAUGUGAACUGUUUAGAUUUUGAUCACAAUAAUAAUUAUCUUGCUGUGGGAACAGAAGAUGGAGAAAUCUAUAUUUGGCAGACUAAAGAAUUUAUUCUGAAGAAAAAAUACCAGAUUAAUUCUUCCAGUAUAACAACAAUUAAUUAUAGCCCAGAUGACGUGAAGCUAGCUAUAGGAAGUAAAAAUAAAACUUUAUUAGUGAUCGAUGUAGAAACUGGUUUAUCAGUUUUUACUAAAAUGAUGAAAUCACCUAUUUCCUCUUUAAAAUGGGACGGUUUCUUACUUAUUUUAGGCUGUGAUGAUGGUAAUUUAUUUAUUUGGGAUAUGGUUGAAGUUAAACUAUUAUAUGAAGUUCACCAAGCCCAUUCAGGGGCCAUAAAGACUGUAGAUAUUUCGUCUGAUAAGUCUAUAAUUAUUACUGGAAGCGAAGACCGGUUAAUUAAAGUGUGGAAACCAAAAUAAAUGAUUUAUACAUUUUUAAACAAUAAUUUUUAGUAGUAUUGAGAUAAUUGUAUUGUGAUAUUUUAAUAAAUUCUUAUUUUUA
This is a messenger RNA of Zophobas morio, 2916 nucleotides long. Its product is annotated as protein FAN-like. Gene Ontology annotation, molecular function: protein binding. The record is from RefSeq and is a predicted model, not a curated record. NCBI's taxonomy places the organism in Eukaryota, Metazoa, Arthropoda, Insecta, Coleoptera, Tenebrionidae. Bases 180 to 2834 code for a protein of 884 amino acids. The transcript has 11 exons.